UCAAAUUAUAUGCAAAUUAGACCAUGUUUUUACAACAUCAUAUUCAGAUGAUAUGCAAACUAGACAAUGACAUCAUCUAGUGACUUCCAGGAGAGCCAAUAGGUACUUUUCUUAACGAAAACUUGGCAACAGCGUCUUCACCACCUGGAGCAACAUUCCCACUACUCAGUGGUGGUUCUGGCUUGAAUGACGCCCUGGGCGGGCCGAUGCUGUAACCCCGGCCCCCUUCCACGGUGCCAGCACUCAAGGCUAAACGAACACACAUUGACACACAGUUCCACAGCCUAAGCAGGGAAGCCCGGACUUCCCUCUCCCUGGCCACUUUGUCCAGCUCCUCCCGGCGGAUUCCGAGGCAUUCCCAGGCCAUUUGAGAGACAUAGUCUCUCCAACGUGUCCUGGGUCUUCCCCAAGGCUUCCUACUGGUCGGACGUGCCCUGAACACCUCCCCAGGGAGGCGUCCGGGAGGCAUCUUGACCAGAUGCCCAAGCCAGCUCAUCUGGUUCCUCUCAAUGUGGAGGAGCAGCGGUUCUACAACAAGUUUCUCCUGGAUGACGGUGCUUCUCACCUUAUCUCUAAGGGAGGUGAUGGUAGGAACGUAGCUCGACCGCAAAAUUGAUCACUGCAGACGCCGCACCAAUUCGCCUGUCGAUCUCGUGCUCCAUCCUUCCCUCACUUGUGAACAAGACCCCAAGGUACUUAAACUUCUCCACUUGGGGCAGGCUCUCAUCCCUGACCCGGAGAUGGUACUCCACCCUUUUCUGGGCGAAAACCAUGGACUCGGACUUGGAGGUGCUGAUUCUCAUCCCGGCCACUUCGCACUCGGAUGUGAACCGAUCCAGUGAGAGUUGAAGGUCACGGCUCGAUGAAGCCAGCAGGACCUCAUCAUCUGCAAAAAGCAAAGACCCAAUCCUGCAGCCACCAGAACGGAACAACGCCUUCUCCAAGUCCCCUAAUCCCCUCCAUGCGUUUGGGCCUGCCAGUUCUGACUGGCAUCCUCCCUCACCAUCAAAGCCAAUUCACAAUCUGUGACGAGCACAGAAGUCCAAUAACAGCGCACCGCUCGGGUUCAGAUCAGAUCUUCCCAAUCACGCCUCUCCAGGUCUCACUGUCGCUGCCAACAUGAGCUUUGAAGUCCCCCAGCAGAACAAGGGAAUCCCCUGAAGGUGCAUUCUCCAGUAGUCCCUCCAGGGACUCCAAAAAAGAGCAGAUAUUCUGAACUGCUGUUUGGCGCAUGAGCGCAAACAACAGUCAGAACCUGUCCCUCCCCCCCCCGUACGUAGAGGGAAACUACCUACUCGUUCACUGGGUUAAACUCCAACGUACAGGCCACGAGCCGGGGCGCAACAAGAAUUGCCACCCCUGGCCAUCGCCUCUCACUGCUGGCAACGCCAGAGUGGAGUAAAGUCCAGCCCCUCCAGGGAGGACUGGUUCCAGAGGUCUUGCUGUGCGUUGAGGUGAGUCCGACUAUAUCUAGCCGGAACUUCACCUUGCACACCAGCUCAGGCUCCUUCCCCACCAUAGAGGUGACAUUCUGCAGCCAAGGAUCGGACCGUCAAGGUCCCCGCUCUCAGCUGCCACCCAGCUCGAUCUGCACCCGACCCCCUUUGGCCCAUCCCUUCGGGCUGUGCCCAGCCAGGCCCCAUGGGUGUAGACUCGGCCACCAGGUGCUCGCCAUUGUGCCCCGCCUCCAGGCGUGGCUCCAGAGGGGUGCCCCGGUGACCUGUGUCCGGGUGAAGGAAAACUAGGUCCAAAAUUUUGUCUCUUCAUUAGGGUCUUUUGAGACACUCUUUGUCUCACAUAGGACCUGUUUGUCGUGGGUGACCCUACCAGGGGCAUAAGAGCCCAACAACAACUUGGCUCCUAGGAGGUUUUUGGUCUGUGAUAUAAUGUAUAUAAUAUGAUAUUAAGAAUGAAAUGUUUUAUUUUUGAGCAAUUACUGUUGUAAUUUACUCUUUUUUUUUGUUGAAAAUAUAUAAUUAACUUGAAAGCUGAGGCACAGUGAUGAAGUGAACCCCCCCAUACUGUUUGAUUUGGUCAUGUGGUGGAUAUUUGAUAGCGUCUGAGCAGCCUGGGGGCGUGACUUGUUCAUGGUGCCAGCCAUAUUGAAGAUUUGAGUGAUGUGUCAGUAGUUUUUGAGGAGGAAGAAACAUUUUGAGAUGAAAUAGAGAACUGGCAGAACAUGGACCUAAGCCUUCGGACAUGGAGAUGAAGAUUGGUCGCCUUCAGAACACAGAAUGCCUGAGCGCCGCCGAACCCUCGACUAUCUUCGCCACUCCAGUCCGUUCGCAAGGCUCUCUGCUUCAGCCCAAGCAUGCUCGGCUCUUCGGCCCUGCUCGCGGUGCUCCUGGCGGGCCUCGCGGCUGCAGCGUCCUCUGUGGAAGUGUUCGAUAACCAGCUGGGCGACAUCAGCUACUGCAAGAAGCAAUGUCAGCUCGCGAUCAGAAACAGAAGCCCCGCUAAAGAUUCCAUAAUGAAUGCGUGCCACCGCGGGUGUCGCCUGUACUCCAUCUGCCAGUUUGUCAACGGCAACGCUGGUUUCAACACCAGCAAGGACGAGUGUCAGGGAGCCUGCCAGGAGGCUUAUGUUAAACUUCUGGAGCAGGAAGCCUGCAGCACCGGCUGCUCAAGCCAGCCCUCUGAGCCCGAGAUCAAGAGGAGAAAGCUUAAGGCCAUGACUCUGCGCCCCAAGCCACCCUCCGUCAUGGAGGCCGUGUCCAGUUGGUGCAACGACAUCGUCAGCUCCGCCCAGAGUUUCAUCUCCUCCACUUGGACCUUCUACCUGCAGGCGGACGACGGCAAGGUUGUCGUCUUUCAGAGCCAACCAGAGAUGGAGUACGCUCUACCCGAGCUGCAGGCUCCUCGCUCCAACGUGGCUGAUGGUCCUUGGCCUCAGGUGCGCUCCCACACGCAGAAGCCCCACGGCGUUAGGGGGCGUGGCGAGAAGGGAGGAGCCAAAGCAGGAAGCAGGGGUAAACACCAGGCGCAGCACGUCGACGACACGGCGUCUGAACACGACUUCCUCGGCUGCAUGUCAAGACGUUCGGGUCUUCCUCGGUGGAUUUUAGCGGCGUGCCUGUUCUUGUCUAUCAUGGUCAUGUUGUGGCUCAGCUGUGCCAGCCUGGUGACCGCGCCAGAUCAGCACAUCAAGACGCAGCUGAGCAUCAACGGGGAUAAGGAUUUCCUGGACAAUGGCCGCCACAAGGUGAACCCGUACCACCUGAGUCCUCUGCUGGCUGUCAGCGUCAAGCAGGUGCCGGAGGAGGAGGACGGCCAGGAGGCAGGACCGCUGCCGGUGAAGGUGGACCUCAACAAGACACGCGUGUAAGAAGAGGAUGUUUUAAAACAUGAGGAAGACUCACUCGAUCACUGGAUUUUUUAAAAUGAUUUUUAAAGAGCAUGGCACCCUACAGUUGAUUGAACAGACUUUAUAGAGUUAAUCUCGUCAAUCCCUGCUGACAUAAAGAUAACGGCGCGCUUCAACGUCUUUUCUCUCAUUAAUUUAAUCCACUUGAAAUGAAGCAGUAGACUGAAAUGAAAGUGUAUUUAUUAUGACUAAAGGGUGUGAUUGAAGUGCCAUGCAUUGCCUGUUAAAUACAUUGUAACUUAAACUUACUAUCGUAUUAUUAUUAUUAUUAUUAUUAUUAUUAUUAUUAUUCCCAUCAUGUUAUUGCUCUUACAGCAGUUUCAAGUAUACUGUAUGUGCCAUGUGCUUUCUUAAAAUAAAUAGCUGACUAUUUUGUAUGUACCAGGAGCACAUACUGUACUAAAUAUACAAAGCAUUUUUUUUAUUUUUAUGAAGGAGCAGAGUUGCACAGUCGUAGAAACUUUUUAGUUUGUGCGUUUUUGCCGUAUUGUACGCUUUUUUUUUUUUUUUUUUAAGAUGGGCAGGCUGUGUGCCAACAAAUAAACCGUGCAUGCAAGAGUGAAGCUUCUUCAGCAGUUCCAUCCUUCUCCUGUGGACUCUUACUGUAGCUUUGUGACUUUAUAGUGCUCCUAUUUGCUGUUAAAACAUGGCUAGAAUGUGUAACAUAAUAACAAUGAAUGCCAAUAUCCUCACAAGGACUUUUCAAGAAGAAGAAGAAGAAAAAAAGAAGCCAAUCAGUCAAUAUCCAGAGGUAUAUCACGAAAUAUGAUGUAUUGUUUCCUUUUUACUGCUCUGUUCAUUUUCAAGGAGACCAUCAUCGCAACAUAAUAAAGUGUUUUCAUCGUU
Molecule: messenger RNA, 4210 nt
Organism: Dunckerocampus dactyliophorus (ringed pipefish)
Lineage: Eukaryota; Metazoa; Chordata; Actinopteri; Syngnathiformes; Syngnathidae
Gene: tmem59l
Product: transmembrane protein 59-like
Exons: 10
Coding region: 2312-3325 (337 amino acids)
Source: RefSeq, a predicted model, not a curated record